Molecule: messenger RNA, 9132 nt
Organism: Stegostoma tigrinum
Lineage: Eukaryota; Metazoa; Chordata; Chondrichthyes; Orectolobiformes; Stegostomatidae
Gene: nup50
Product: nucleoporin 50
Exons: 8
Coding region: 213-1391 (392 amino acids)
Biological process (GO): protein import into nucleus
Cellular component (GO): nuclear pore
Source: RefSeq, a predicted model, not a curated record
CGCACGUCCCGCCCACCGGCACAAAAUGGCGGAACAGGAGCACAGCUGAAAGCGCGAGAAGGGGCUGAGGGAAGGAGUGUGGAAUCACAUAAUACAAUCAUUCGGCAUUCAAUAGGGGAAAUCAGACUGUAACCUUCGAAAGGCCUUACCAGCACCGAGCGACCGGCUUGUCGACAAGGGCAGAUUCACCUACCGCAGCCAGUAGCAACAUAAUGGCAAAGAGAACUGCAGACAAAGAACUAACUGACCGAAAUUGGGACCAGGAAGAAGAAUCUGAAGAGGCAGGUACUUUCUCGGUUGCAAGUGAAGAUGUGCUGAAAAACAGAGCUAUCAAAAAAGCAAAACGUAGAAAUGUUCUCACGGAGUCUGAUGGUGGUGGAGUUUUCAAAGGAUUCUCUGGUCUUACUUCAACUGGAAGUACUGGUUUUGGAGGAUUUGGAAAUGGAUCUGGCUUCAAGCCUUUGCAAGGAUUAUCCAAUGGAAGCAAUGCAUCAUCGUCCUCUUCAACAUCUGCCCUUAGUUGUGCUACUGAUGUAAAUGAUGCAGUGGGGUCUUCUCUGUCUAACGGUCCUCCAUCAAACCCCUUGGCGAAAGGUGAAGUAGGCACAAAAACAAACGGUAUUAAUCAACUUAGCACUCGGAGCAAACUGGGAUGUAAUGAAUACAAUAAACAACUAGCAGCACUAAAUUGUUCUGUCCGGGAUUGGAUCACUAAACAUGUCAAUGAGAAUCCGCUCUGUGAUUUGACUCCAAUCUUCAGGGACUAUGAGAAGCAUUUGACGAGCAUUGAACAGAAGUAUGGCAGCAGCUCUGAUAGCGGUUCAGAGAGUGACACAAGCAGCAAGAGGUCAGAAACGCAAUCUGGUAACACAUUUGGUGUUUCCAAAACAUCACCAGAGUCAACCCCACCACCUAUCUUUUCAUCUGUCAAAAACAACGAUAUUAUUCCACUCACUUCAGAAAUGAAACCCGAGACUACGAUAGGAAAUAAUGGGAAUAGCAGCUUCCUCUUUGGGAAGACCGUGGAAAAGCCAUCUUUGACUGGCUUUUCUUUCAGUAGUGGUACCUCAUGCUCAUUAUUUGGGAAAGAUCUAAACCAAGAAAAGUCUGGAGCUCCAACGUUUUCCUUCACAGCAUCUGUAGGAAAACCAGAAGAAAUAAACAGCAGUGAGCAUAAAGGUGAAAAAGAUGAAGAGAAUGAAGAACCUCCCAAACCGAUUGUGAAUGAAAUCAAAGAAGAUGAUGCAAUCUUUUCCAAGAAGUGUAAACUGUUCUACAAGAAAGAUGGGGAUUUCAAAGAGAAGGGAAUUGGUACAAUCCAUUUGAAACCUGUGACAGAUCAAAAGAUCCAAUUGUUGGUGCGAGCAGAUACAAAUCUUGUGUGGCUCUGAAGGUUAUUCAAAAUUGCUUUGUUUGAAGAUCUUGUAAGUUGCAUAUUUCAGAUCUGAAUUUUAAAAUGUGCAUUAUGGCCUGUAUUCACCUUGAUGGGGGUUAUCUUCAAAAUCAGUAAUGAGGCUAAUAUAGAUCAAAUCUAAUAAUUGAACUUGGAGUAAUUUGAGUUUUUGUUUUUACCUUGACCAGUAUUUGACUAUGAAUACACAGUAUAUAUCAGUUAGUUACAGAGCUAUAUAUCUUAAAUCCCAGAAUGUCAAAGUUUUUUGAGCUGGCCUUGGAGCCACUGUCCUGAUCAUAAAGCUAUUUUGAUCUGUGUUGCUGAUCAUGGGAAACCUUUUGUCAGCAAUGUGGAUUUAAGCAGUUGCCUUACAUUUAAGUAUUCUUUGGAUUAUUUAAACUUGUCAGUCUUAGUGUUUAAAAAAAACACUAUCUUAGAAUGGUUACAGCACAGGAUAGAUCAUUCAGUCUGUUCCCUCUAAUGCACAUCUUGUUCUCCUGCCAGUCAUUUUGCACUUUUGACUUUUGGUGCCCGACCAUUCCACCACUGGGAACAGUUUCUUUGUAACUACUCUGUCCAGACCCUCCUGGACAUCAAACACCUUGUAUUAAGUCUCAAUUCAAUUCUGUCUAAGGAGAGCAACCAUGUUAUUUCCAAAACAUCCUUUGUAUCUGAAAUGCCUCAUCUCUGGAACCAACCUUGUUAUUUUUUUCUGCCACUUCUGAAUAUCUCAAAUGGCUUUCCUAAAGUGUUGUGUCCAAGAUUAGACACAGUAGUUUGAGCCAGUGUUUUGUAUAGCUUUGUUUUAAAAAGCAAAUACUAAUCAUCAGCAAUUUACAACUUUGUUUUCUGUGAAAGCAGUAGACCACCCUGUGACAUGUUUACCUCAUCAAAUGGUCAUGAAUUGGGUCACAAAUGUGUUUGGAAACAUAGCUAGAAAAUGCCUUCUUUAAUUGCUUUAAAAAAAAAAUACCUGCACCUAGUCGGAUUCAUUUAUUGAUCAGAAGAUGUCGGAGCCCAGAUAGGCCAUCCAUCCCUUUGAGUCUGCUCUACCAUUCAAUGAAAUCAUGACUGAUCUGAUAAUCCCCAUAACCUAUGAUUCCCUUUGAUUUAAAAAUUUAUCUGAACCUUGAAUGUACUUAAUGACAGAGCUUCAAAGAAAUUUGCCAUCUCUUUUUAAAUGUACAGACCUUUAUUCUGAGUGUUAUGCCUUCUGGUUCUAGACUCCCCCAGAAGGGGAAACACACUUUUCCCCAUCUACCCUGCCAGGUCCCUUCAGACCUUGCAUGUUUCAAUAAGGACUAAUUCUUCUUAAUUCCAAAAAAUACACGCUCAAACUAUCCUCUUAAGGCUGCCCCUCCAUACUUGAAAUCAGUCUAGUAAACCUUUUCUGGACUGUUUCCGAUGUCGUUACAUCUUUACUUCAUAAGAGGCCCAAAACAGUUCUUCACAUUACAACUGGUCUGACCUGUGUUUUAGCAAAACCUGCCUACUUCUUUAUUCCAUUCCCUUUGAAAUAAAGGCCAACAUUGCAUUUACCUUGCCUAUUCCCACUGAACUUGAUGCUAGCUUUUUGUGACUCAUGGAAAAGGACCUCCAAAUCCCUCUGUCCUAGCUUUCUGCACUCUUCCUCCGUGUAGUUGUUCGUUUGCUUGCCGAACCGGUUGUUCUGUGGUGUGCAGGUGUUUUGUUACUGUUUUAGGCAACAUCGUGCGAUCUCUAAUCGAAACGUAGGUGUUCUACUCUGUUCCAAAUUUAUAUGACCCUCUGGUCUGAUUUGCCUUGUCACUUCUGGUUUUGUUUUAGCAGCGGUCUUUUUUUGGAAUCUAUUUCUGUGUUUGUUAAUGGAGUCCUGUGUUAUGAACCAGGCUUCUAGAAAUUCCCUUGCAUGUCUGUUGUUCGCUAGUCCCAGUAUGGUCAUUUUGUCCCAGUUGAUCUGAUGGCCCUCAUUGUCUGUAUCGUAUAUCGAGACGAUUUUUUUUUUGACAACCAGGAUACACAAACACCAACUGACAGUAGUUUCCUCCAGUUUGUCCAGUGUAAUGCUUAUUGCACUCACAGCAAUAUUGCAAUCAUGUUAGUCCUGUUUAUUGUUGGUAUGGGGUCUUUAAUUUUUUGAUAGCAUUUGACGCAGUGUGGAUGUAGGUUUGCAUGCAAUUAUCUCAUGCAGUCUUAGAAGUCUGGCUGUCGUUUCUGAUAUUUUUAAUGUAGGGUAGCAUUGCUAGUGUCGUCCGUUGUACUGUGCCUUCUGACUGUCUGUCUGGUUUUUUUUAAGGUAUCUGUGGACAGAACCUCUUGAGUAUCCGUUGUCAGUAAAUUAUUUUGUGCAGGUAUUCCUCCUCCGUUCAUCAGAGGUCUGGGGUGUUGCAGUGUUAUAUAGCUCAUUUAAAUAGUGCCUUAAUGCAGGUCUGUUUGUAUAUGGUGGGUGGUUGGUGGUACUGAAAUUCAAUAUGUGUUAAGACACUGUUUAAAUGAGCUGUAUAACACAGCAACACCCCAGAACUCCAGAGAACGGUAGAGGAACGUCUGCACAUCGGAUACCCAAGAAGUUUUGUCCUCAGAUGCCAACAAAACAAAUUACAGUCAGAGGACACAGUACAAUGAAUGACACUUGCAAUGCUCCCCUACAUUAAAAAUAAUUCAAAUGACAGCCAGACUUCCAAGACCACAUUUAGAUCAUCGUGCACAAACCUAUAUCAACACUGCGUCAAAUGCUACCAAAGUCUAAAGACCUCAUACCGAUAGUAAACAGGACUAACACGAUAUCUCGGCAGUUAGUACAGCAACAUUACGCUGGACAAAUGGGGAGGAAACUGACAACCAGGAUACAGGAACACCAGCUGGCAAUAAAAAGUCACAACCAAUAUUCACUUGCCUUGAUACACGAUACAGACAAUGAGGGCCAUCAGUUCGACUGGGACAAAUGAACAACAGGCCUGCAAGGGAAUUUGUAGAAGACUGGUUCUCAACACAGGAUUCCAUUAAUAAACACGUAGAAGUAGACCCCGUAUACAGGCCACUGAUCUAAAAAACACAUAGAACUGGAAAUGACAAGACCCAUCACAUGAAAGGAUCAUGUAAAUUUGGAAUGGAGCAAAACAGCCAACGCUUCAAAUAGAGGUUGCACUGAUGAUGUUGCCUAGAACGAUAACGAUAACGAAACAUCCGCACACCAUGGAACAACUGGUUCAGCAAGCAAAUGAACAACUACAUUCACAACCUGAACUACAACUUUUCACUAAGACCUCGGCGGGGGAGAAACCCUUCCUCUAUUUGAGUAAUAUUGAGUUCGUCCAUUCUUCCUGACAAAACGUUUUUUUUUCCAACGUUAUAUUCCAUCUGCCAAGUUUUUGCCCAGUUGCUUAACCUGUAUACCUUUGCAGAUACUGUCAUCCUUGCUUCUUGCCUUUCCACCUAUUUUGUGUCCUCUGCAAACUUGGUAUAGUACUUUCACUUUGCUCAUCCAAGUUGUUAAUUGUCAUAUUGUAAAUAAUUGUUGCUCCAGCACUGAUUCCUGAGGGGCUUCACUAGUUACAGGUUGCUAUCCUAAAAAUUGUUUUUUUUUUCCCCAACACACUCAUCUAUUUAGCCAAUUCUCUUUCCAAGCUAUUAUACUACCUCCAAGAACAUUGAUUCUUAUUAAGUUGCCUAAUGUAUGGUAGAAAAUGCCUUCUGAAAAUCCAAAUAUGUUCCAUCCACUGCUUUACCUCCUCUCAGAAUUCUAGUAAAUUUGUCGGGCAUGAAUUAUCCUUCAAGCAGAGUCAGCAUAGCUUCAUGAUCGUAUGUAUUUUUGGAUGUUUUGUUAUGACGUCCUUUAAUACGUCUUCUCAAUAACUGGCGUUAAACUAACUGACCUGUAGUUACCUGCAUUUUGUCUCCUUCCCUUUUUAAUCGAAGGUGUUACAUUUGACAUUUUUCCAAUCCUGAGGUUUUUCCAGAAUCUCAGGAUUGCUUAUACCAAUGCAGCCACUGUCUCUGUGUAGCUAUUUCCUUUUAAUAUCCGAGGAUACAUCCAAUCAACUUGCAGAGACUUGGUCUUUAGCCCCAAAAGUUACCUUUGCACUUUUUCCGUCAAGUGGUAGUUCUUUUGUAUUUUUUUUUUCUUUUGCCCUUGGCUUACUCAGUGUGUUUGGAAUGUUUAGUGUCUUCUAAUGUGAAGACUGAAGCAAAGCAUUUACUCAACUCCUCUCCCAUUUCCUAGUUCCCCCAAUGUUACUUCCCCAAUCUCAUUUUCUCAUUUUCUAAAAUUCUGGCUCACCACCAAUCUUUUUUGCAUUAUUUUUUUCAAUUUGACACUAUCCUUAACCUUCCUAGUUAAUCAUGCUGAGCCGUUGUUAAAAAUUGCAGAUGUGAAUCUCUAGUUCUCAGCAUUAAGUUGCUAUUUUGUGUGUUCAAAACCCAAUUAAUAAAUGAGUAGCAAUAGAGGCUUUAAUGCUAAAGUUAUGCAUAAAAGUGACUAAAUUUUGUUUUAAAUGCUUGUGUUUAUAUUUGUCUCUCAAAGUUGUAGUAGCCAAAACUAAAUUUGAUGUGACAAGACAAUGUACUAUUUUGAAUAGUGAAUUUAAAAUGUUCUGUUGGGUCAAAGGAGUCUAUAUGUACGGAUACCUCUAAAAGAGGCAGUGGUGGUUAAUGAAACCUUUUGAGUACUGGGGUUCAUUUCUAGAGGGAUAGAUUUGAAAAGCAGAGAUAUUUUGCAACUUGUAUCGAAUCAUGAGUAAACUAAUUAGAGUAUGGUGCACUAUCAUGAUCUUUAUAAAAGGAUGUAGAGAUACUGGAGACUGCAAAAAAAAACUUCACCAAAGUGCUAACAGUAGGGAUAUGGUACUUCUGUUAGGCCUCUUAUUUUUCUGCCCCCUCCCCCCCCCCCAAUAAGUGAAGACUUACGUUGGUCUGACGUGUCUGUUUGUGGAAGUUUUUAAUGGAGAAGUUGUGGGGAAAAGAUUUGCACUGAGGGAGUCCAAAUCUAAGUGUGAUAAAUAUAAGACAGUCGCUAAUUAGUAAGCAAUGUAGGGAAAAUUUUUGUCCAGAGUGGUCAGACUGGAAUGUGCAGCCAGAAGUUGUGGUUGCAAAUAGUGUGGAUGAGUGUUGAAAGUACAUGAGGAGAAAAGAAUAGAAGGAUAUGGUGACCAAUCAAGAAGAUGGGAGCAGUUUGUGUGGAGUCUAAACAUCAGCAUAGUUUGAGGCCUUUUUCUGUGUUUAUAAGUUUUAUGUACUGUAAUUCAAUGUAACCCAGUUGAUUGAUAUGAUUAAAAUCGGUCUGAAAUAUGGUUAUUGUUGGAACUGUUUUGCUAAGAAUGGAUCAUGCAAACAAAUGAUGCCAUACAGUUUAUUUUAAAAUGAGUUCCCCAGAAUAUAAUUUAUCAUUUCAAUCCUCCUGUAUAGCAUUGAAAAAUACUUCAAUUUUUUUAAACUGACUCCACCUAUUGUCAGAGUCCUACCCUACUUUUCAGUUUUCAAAACAAUUCUUUUGUAAAUGUGCAAUCGUUUAAAAUUCUGUAACUUUAUUUGGUGACUGAUUACUCAGCACAUCAGACAGUGUCUCAGGAAUUCCAAAACUAAUGUCUAAGCCAAUUUUCUCCAAGUUGGUUGAUUUCCUUUUGAUCUAUUGCUAAAAUAUAACUUCUAGAAUACAGGGAAAAGCAAAACCUUCAGCUCUUCCACAUGAGGAACCAUGUCAUAUUUAGCAUUGUCUUCUGAAGUCUUCAUUUAUGUACAUGAAAUAAAACUGGUUCCAACCUGUAAUGUACCUUCAGAAUUUUAUUUCAGGCUGCAAGACUAUUUUGUGGGUGAUUUACAUUUCAAACAUCUAGUGCAGGCUGUAACUUGUUAACUCAGAUUUCAAAUGGUUGAUUAGUUUUUUUGUGUUCUUUGAAUUUGUGAUUGACAGAAAUGUAAUGCAGAAACCAAAAUUUACUGUUCAUAUUUGUGUGUAACAAUCAAGCUGAUCAGUUCUGAAUGCAUUUAGGCUGAUUGUCAGAGUUGUCAUUUUUGCAGCUGUUUGUACCUUUUAAUGCAUUGAAAGCCAAGAAUCUGAUGAAAUAAACACUUAAUUGUGUAUUUUAUAAAUUAUUUGAUUAUGCAGUGGUCCUGUUAAACAAGUAUUGAUUAUUUUGAUUGCAAACUUAGUUUCAAGUAAGCUUAUUAAAUAACUAAGAUUUUUGUACAGGUCAAAAGCUUCUGUGUUACCAUGUUUGGAGGAAUGCUAUAAGAUGAGUAGAGAAAACACACACCAGUUAAUACCAUGUAGGAAAGUGGACAAAUUAACGGAAGAAAUCUCUUCAAUUGCAAUGCCUUAGAGUCUGGGGUGUCACUGCAUUAUGUAUUUAAAAUGUGAAGUUAUAAAACAUGCUACUCUACUGUUUCGCUGUUAGCUAUUAUUUCCCUUAGUGAUUCACAUAUUUUACAUUUAUUGUAGUGGGUAUCAGAUUUUGUAAACAUUUGUUAAAAUCCAUGGUGUGGAAAUAGACCAUUUUAUAUAGUCCUAAAUUGGCUUACUCACUUCUACCUUGCUGUGCCCAGUAUACAUGAGGAUAAUUCAGUCAUUAGAUGCUUUCCUAAUCAAAGUCCCCAUGAUUCGUAUUGAGUGCAAAAUGAAAUAACAUUGAAGAAAUUGUAUUUAGUGUUAUACAGCAAUGUCCAGAUACACAUUCACCGUGAUUACUUUUCUGUAAAGCGUAGAUCAAAUUUGGGAUCUUUGCUUCAAGUAAACAUUCCACUUUGAAUAGCAGAUUUUGUAGUGAUUGGAAUAGUGGCAAUUUUAAAGUGUUUUAUUCAAUGCUAGGAAAAUGUCAUUAGCAUGUUUUGAGUGCGUGUGUGCGCGUGUGUGGCUGGAAUGUUACAAAAAUGUUUAUACAAUUCAGAACAUUGUUGACUUGAAUGUGACUUAGGUGAAGUACCAAAAUGCAGUACUUCUGGUAGUAGACAACACAGUAGUGUGAUACCAUAUUCAGAAAUGUCUCAAAUUAUUUUAACAAGAAAUUCAAUUUCUCAGUAAAUGUCCAACCAUUUCAAAAGAUACCAGUCUUGUUUGUUUUCUGGUACAGAUUUUUACAUCCACCUAAGCCAAUUCACUGAUUUUGCUUUUUUGUUUUUUGUUUCUAGACAAAAUAGGAUGGAUUAAGUUUUAUUGUUUGUACAAUUGCACUCUGCCUUUGAGAUUGUGAAAUUUGAUAUUUCUGUUCUGUAUUGCCUAAUUAAAAAGGGAUUCUGUCUUAAGAUUUGAAAGACAGUGCUAUGAUGUGCCAGCUGUUUUUUUUCUUAAAAAUGAAACCCCUAGGUCCUUUUCAAAAAAAACUGAUUUUUAAAAAAGUAAAUGUCAGCUUUGUGGAAGUGCAUGUUUUGAGGUGGGUCAGUUUAAUAUUAGAAUUAAUUUGACUACUUGUUAAGUACUUGUCAUAAUUCUGACUCAUCAUUAAUUAACCAAAAAUAUUUUGUUAAAAUGUCAUCUUAUUCCAUUUAAAGUAUCUCACCCCUUUCUAGAUUAUUUGGGGAUAAAUAGGCUUGACUACAAAGAAAACCUUAUUUAAGCUGUUUGAAUUAACUGUUUCAACUUGUCUGAAAAUGUGGGUCUUCCGAUCAGACCAUGUAGCAUAUUAAUAUCAAAACUACCACUGUGAAACUUGUUGGCUGUGUGUGCUUUCCACCAACAUAAUUAUUUGCAGUGCAUUGUUCUAUUUCAGGAUAUCAAAUAAAAUCCAGCUUAAAAAUUUGACAAAAAGUGAAAAGAUGUACAUAAGUAU